UUUAAAAAUACGAUAAUCUUGUUUUGUCAUGAUAAUAUAACUGUAGAGUGGCAUUCAGGUCUGGCCUCUGCCGUCAUGCAUUUAAAACAUCGCUAUUCUCGUUUUCAUUUUACCAAAAUAUAGACAGACAGGUGCAUCGGAGAGAUCCCGGUACAUUGCUCAGGGCCUUUGUCCCACCCAAAAUUUGGAAACCACCCUCCCCCUAAUGCUGGCUAUUUGUUUUCUCAGGCUGUCAUAGGUGUGGCAGUGCAGCGACUGUCAAGCAAGUAAUUGACUUUUUGAGAAAUAUUUUUGAAAAGACAGAGAGGGAAAGAAAGGAGAAGGGAAAAGGGGGGGGUGAGGUGUUGGGGGCGGGGGGUCUUCAUGCAUGCCUUGCAGAUGUGGGUGUGUUCCGUUAAAAACAAAAAAAAAAAAAAAAAGGUACUCGAAGCACCUCCUACAGCAAGCGAGCUUAGGGCUCACCUACAAGGUUGCUGUUUUUUUUUAACGUUAUUUAAUUCCCUAUUCGCACGUUUUUGAGAGAGACAGAGAGAGAGAGAGAGAGAGAGAGCGCCGAUCGGCGGGACUGAGGAAGGACACUGCCGCCGCCGGUGAGCUCGCCAUGGCUCGGGCUUCGUUCGCCGCCGUUAGCCUCCUCUUGCUGCUGGCGUUGCUGGUUUUUGAAGCUGAGGUUGAAGCCAGAAGACGUACGAAACCCAGACGAAGAAAAAGAGAAUGGAUUCUUCCGCCUACAAAGUUGCAAGAGAACGUGGACUACACGAAAAGAGAAUUCAUUGCUAAAAUUCGAUCUGACAAAGACGACCUAGACGCCGUGAUAUACUCUCUGACGGGGGCCGGAGCUGACAGCCCGCCGUUUAACUUGUUCGUCGUCAACUCGACGUCUGGAUUGGUGAAAGUAACUGAUAUUUUGGACAGGGAAAAGUGUGCAAUGUACAAUUUGACCGGCAUUGCCAGACACAAGAAUGGCACGCUAGCAGAAACAGACAUCGACCUGCGCAUUCGAGUCAUUGAUCAAAAUGAUAACCCCCCUCAAUUUCAUAAGAAAUUUACUGGAAGUGUGAAUGAAUCGAGUACUGAAGGUACCUACGUCACGGAAGUAUCUGCAACAGACGGUGAUGAAGAAGGGACAAUCAACGCAAAGAUCGCAUUCAACAUCAUUCAUCAGGAUCCAGAGGAUGACGGAAUGAAGUUCUACGUUGAGAAGAAUUCUGGGAAGAUUUUUGUCAAAGAACCCAAUCUUGACCGAGAAGUCUUUGACUUCUACACUCUGCUAGUAACGGCAACAGAUUUGGACGGUGCGCCAGGUGGCAACGUUGCAACAGGAACAGUUGAGAUUAAGGUCUUGGACAUCAACGACAACCCGCCGAGGCUAGAGAAAGAACAGUAUUCCGCCAACAUAGACGAGAACGCUGCUGGCAUAGAGGUGAUGAGGAUCAAAGCGCUGGACGACGAUGUAAAAAAUACCGACAACUGGCUGGCGAAGUUUAAGAUCACGAAGGGUAAUGAUGAAGGCCAUUUCACAAUCGAGACAGACCCUGACACUAAUGAAGGCGUCCUAAAGCUGGUGAAGCCAUUAGAUUACGAGCAGAUGCAAGAUCUUGACCUGGACGUGUCUGUGGAAAACGUGGCACCGCUCGUCGCCGGGGCAGCACCCGACAUUGGCCUUGGCCUUGACCUUGACCUUGACCUUGACGCUGACGUCGAUGCCGACCUCGACCUCGAUCUCGACUUGGAUCUCGAAGGUGCGGGUGGCGCUGGAGCCGGGGCGGGUGGCGCUGGAGCCGGGGCGGGGGCGGGGGCAGGGGCGGGGGCGGGGCCCGCGGCCAGGGCGGGGGCAGGGGCGGGGGCCGGAGUCGGUGCCGGAGCAGGAGUGGGACCAGGAGUGGGACCCGGCAAAGGCAAGGGAAAACCCAAAAAGCCCAAAAAAAAGCCGAAAGGUAAAAGCUACCCCAUUAAAAUCAAGGUCAACGACCUGCCGGACGGCCCGACCUUCAGCCCCUCGGAGAUGCCGGUUCCCGUCUCGGAGGACCCGGAGGACAUCGUGAUCCCCAGCGUGAUCGCGACGUACCCGGCGCUCGACGGAGACACAGGAGCGCUCGCCGAGAACGUCAGGUAUGCAAAGGGAUACGAUCCUGACAACUGGUUAUCAAUUGAUGAAAAGACUGCAGAAAUAAAACUAAUCAAAAGGCCGGAUCGGGAGUCUCCGCACCUGGUUGAUGGAGUAUACUAUGCAAAAAUUCUCUGUUUGACACAAGAUAUACCCCCUAAAACCGCCACGGGAACCAUUGCUCUGAACGUGCAGGACUCCAACGACCACUGUCCCCGGCUCGUCAGCACGCACGAGUCCCUGUGCACGGAUCAGAAGUCGGUGUACGCCACGGCGCUGGACGAGGACGCCCAUCACAACUCCGCGCCCUUCGAGUUCCUGAUAGUGCCCGAGGAGACCACGGGAAAGUGGGACGUCGAGAAAGUGAACGACACAACGGCACUGCUGACAUCCCAGGAGAUCUUAUGGCCAGGCUCCUUUGAAAUCACACUCGAGAUUAAGGACAAGCAAGGCGUGGCCUGCCCCGACAAGCAGGUUGUUCGGCUGGAUGUGUGCACCUGUACGGAGGGGGGAAUCUGUGGCCCCCAAAAACUGAGAACAGAAGUCACCCCUAAGCUUGCAGGGCUGGGUAUAGGAAUACUCGUCCUAGGCUUUGUGGCACUGCUCGCGGUGCCUAUUCUGCUGACGUUCUGCUCCUUCGGAAAGGCCGCGUCGGGCCUAAUCCCGGGUGGCUUUGCCGAUCUGCCCAUGGACGCGAAGGAAUAUCUGAUUCCGUACCACACGGAAGGAAAAGGGGAGGACAAGGAGGUCCCUCUUCUAAGCGCGCCGUUUCCGAUAGCGAAUCACGAGGCGCCGAUAGUGGCGCAGAACCUCGCCAAAACGUCCGCCGCCAGAACGCAGCUGAGCCUGGCGGACGGGCUGGGCUUCGGCAACGAGGACGGGCUGCUGGACCUGGCGCAGGCGCUGGACGCGGACUCCUACGGGAGCCUGCAGAGGCGCGCCGGCGGCUUCCAGCAGAGGGGGGGGGCGGCGGAAGUCGGGGCGCAGAGAGAGGAGUACGAGAGAGCGCCCGCGUACGCUGCUUUCGACGAGUACGACGAGGGCCCCUACCCCGACAUGUCCCUCCCCGAGGAGUUCCUGGACGACUACUACUCGCAGAAAGCAAACUGUGCCACCGAAGGCUUUCACCAGAGGGAGAGCUUGCUGGUCUAUAAGGAGGAGGGAAAUGGGUCUCCUGCUGGGUCAGUGGGCUGCUGUAGUCUCCUGGACAUGGACGAUGACCUGGAGUUCCUCAACGACCUGGACCCAAAAUUCAAAACCCUGGCUACUAUCUGCAGACCUCCAGUUAUCGAAUCCGAAUUCGCUUUCGAUUUUCCAGAGCCCAGAGUCGAGCCCAGAGUCGAGCGCAGAGAGACGGUCCACACCAAUUUCUCAAGCGAGGAAGUGCUGCCCCAGAGAACCCACAGCUUGUCAAGCUCAAUCCCAUCCAGCCCCAUUCAGCGUUCCGCCAGAAGUCAUUUCUCUACCCUGCCCCAAAUGAAAACCUAUGAGAAUGUAAUCGUAUCAAGUCCAACGUACCUCAUUCAGCAGCCUGUUUAUUAUGCGGCCGCGCCCAUGCUGCAGCCCGUGCAGUACGUGAUGGAGCCCCAGGUGCAGGGCAUGUACGUGAUGAGCAACGCUCCAAUGGCCGAGAACGUGGUGUUGCAGGAGCGGACGGUGAUCGGGGGUCCCACCAUGCACGGCGGGGUGAUCGGGGUGCAGCAGGGUACCUUGAACAGGGGCGAGAACAUUGUGUUGGUGGAGAGGCAGGUGGGCGCGGGGCAGGUGGUGCGAGAGGGGGUAGCCGGGCACAACCAAGGGGUGGUGCUGGUGGAGGGUGGAGGGCAGGUGCUGCAGGGGGGUCAGUCGUGGAUCCAACAAGGUACCCUACAGAGGGGCACCAUCUCUGGGUCUCAGAAAAUCCUGCUGGUGGAAAGAGGAGGAGCUGGAGGCCAGGUUCUGGGGAAUCCAGUCAGCCCUCAGCAGAUAUUAGUGGGAGGUCCAGCUGGGUUGUCUCCAGGGUCUGUGCAGAUGACUAGCCCAGAGAACGCGUUCGAUUUUGAGAGGCAGGUGAGAAGUGCCCAAGUGGAGCCAGAUCCUGUUGUACAAAAUGGUGUGUUCAGAGUGCAGGAGGGUACCUUAAAAAGCCACGAGAAUGUAAUGCCGUUUGAUCCAUCUGAACAACAGAUACCUCUUGCCCAGAGACAGGGGGGCAGUGAACAGGGGAUGCACGAGGAUAUUUCUAAGACAGCUGAAGAAAAGAGAAGAUUAUUUUCAUUACAGAAUAGGGAUCCAAGGCAGGCUGCACUAAUUAGAAACCAACUAUUGGAGGAUGAUAGUGAACAAGUGGAUGAAUUGUUCAUGGAAAGGCCUAUUGCUUCAAACCAGGUGUUUGGGGAUGAUGAGCUGGAGUUAACGCUGGAAAGUUUAGUGUUGCAUAAAGUUACUCCAGAAGAAUUUCCUGGAUCUUUGCAAGAGGAGAGGGUGGCAGACGUUUUUGAGGAGGAUGAAACAUCAUUGUAUAAAGCCCAGGAAGAAGACACAUCUGAAUUGACUCAAGGUAAGUUAGAGGAAAUAAAAGUUUUUCAAUCUGUAAAUGAGGAAAUUUUGGAAAUGGAAGCUAGUUCUGUCCAAGCCCAAGAGGAAGACAUAGCUGAGGUUACUGGGGAGACUUUGGAGGAUGAGGAGAUAGCAGAAAAGGAGUCUCAACCAGCUGAGGAAGAAAAACCAUCUGGAUUAACUGAAGGAAAGUUAGAAGAAUCUCUGAAUGAGGAAAUUAUGGAAACCAAAAGGAGUUCUGCUGAGGUUCAGGAGGACGAUGUAUCAGAGGUAGUUGUGGAAAUAGUACAAGAUGACUCACCUGGGUCUGCAGAUAAGGAUGAUAUCUCAGAGGCAGUUGAGGGAACUUUAGAAGAAUCAUCUGCAUCUCCAGUUGAGGAGAUAGCAAAGGGAUCAAUUGAAUUCCACCAAGUUGAGGAGGAAAACACACCUGGAUUAUCAGAAAAAAGGUUAGAAGAAAUUGAUGAGGAAGUUGUGGAAAUGGAAGCUAGUUCUAUCCAGGCUCAGGAGGAGGACACGUCAGUGGCAACUGAUGGGGAAUUAGAACAAUUGAAUGGGUCUCAAAAUGAGAGGAUAGCAGAGGAAGUGGUUCAGACACAUCUAUCUGAAGAAGAUGAAUCUGAUUUAAAUGAAGGAAAGAUUGAGGAGGAAAAAAAUGUUGAAUCUCUGAAUGAGGAAAGUAUGGAAAGUGAUAUAAGUUCUGACCAGGUUGAGGAGGAUGAUACAUCAGGAGUAGCUGAGGAAACAUUAGAAAAAGAAACAUCUGGAUCUCCAGAUGAUGAGAUGGCAGAGACGGUAGUUCAGACACACACAGCUGAAGAAGAAAGUACUUCUGACUUAACUCAAGGAAAGUUAGUGGAGAAUGAAGUUUCUGAAUCUCUGAAUGAGGAUGUAGUGGAAAUGGAAGUUAGUUCUGUCCAGGUUGAGGAAGAAGGUAUGUCCGAGGUAGUUGAGGAAAUGGUAGAAGAAGACUUAUCUAGAUCUCCAGAUGAGAAGGUAGCAGAGAAUGUGGUUGAGUCUAGUCAUGUUGAGGAAGAAGACACAUCUGAAUUAACUAUAAAUUCAGAGGAGAAAGAAGUUUCUGAAUCUCUGAAUGAAGAUGUUGUGGAAAUGGAAGUUAGUUCUGUCCAGGUUGAGGAAGAAGGUAUGUCUGAGGUAGUUGAGGAAAUGGUAGAAGAAGACUUAUCUAGAUCUCCAGAUGAGGAGGUAGCAGAGAAUGUGGUUGAGUCUAGUCAUGUUGAGGCAGAAGACACAUCUGAAUUAACUAUAAAUUCAGAGGAGAAAGAAGUUUCUGAAUCUCUGAAUGAGGAUGUUGUGGAAAUGGGAGAUAAUUCAGUUCAGGUUCAGGAGGAGGAAACUGCAGGGGUAGAUGAAGAAAUGUUAGAGGAAGGAGAAUUGUCUGGAUCCCUGAAUAAGGAUGGAGUGGAGGUGGAGACAGUCAUGGGGGAACGCACACAGGAGGAGGGAGAAUUAGCUGGAUCAAAAAACAAUGAUCUCACAGAGACUGAGGUUAUUCCUGACCAAGAAGAAGAGGCUGAACUGAGGUCUGAAUCACAAAACGCUGAGAGAGUAGAUGCUACAGACACAGAGAUAAUAGAGGAGAAUAGUUCAGAGGUGAGCAAAGUGACAUUAGAGGAGGGUGAGGUAUCUGAGUCUCAGAACAAAGAGGAGAUACUUGAGGAAACCAUAGAUGGUUCAGAAGAGACCCAGGUGGAAGAGUCAACUCAGUUAAGUCUGAUAGAUGAAGAAAUGUCUGCCUCAAGCAAUGAUGCAGUGUUGCAGACGGAGCAACUCAGUGGUCAACUGAACGUAGAAACUGAGCCAAGCCAAGCCACUGCUGAGCAGAUACUCAAGGAAGACAUUUCAGGGUCUGAAUCACAGAAUAUUGAUGCAGUCAAGACUGAAGUUGAGUUGGAUGAAACACUUGAAGGGAGUGAACCAGCCCAGGGAGCAGAAUUUACUGCCCAUGGAGAGUCAGAUGAAGGUUCAGUCAGUGCUGGGAAAAUAUUAGAAGGGUCUCCAGAGCCUGAUUCCCAGAAUGUUAAAAAUGUGGAUAGUGAUGUUGGUUCUUUCCAGGCAGUAGAGGAGGAUCCAUCAGAGCAAACCCAGGAGAUUUCGAAAGCUGGUGAAACACUAGGACCACAGGUCAAAGAGGUGGAGGAGAGUCAAGCACCUGGUGAUCAACCAUUGGGAGAUUUGGGAAAAGCUUCUGGAGGCAAAUCCAAACGUCAGAAGAGUCUCAAAGGUCCCAAAGCGAAGUGCGCACAGCAAUGAGUAUUUUAAGGGCACAAUCUCAGAGCAAAGAAAAAGAGUGGAGUCAGUUCCUAUCACAGAGGUACCCAUGGGCUAAUCUGGCUGCAUUUACAGGAAAACAAACAGGCUGGAUCACAGAGCUUCCUGUGAAGGGAUUACUUCCGGUCAAUUAAUUGUUACAGAAGUGAGGCUUGGGCAGCACCUGGGGCAAAGCAGGCAGACAACUGGUUGGGGUAGGAGGAGUUCACUUUGUGGAGGUGGAGGGGGCGGGGGGUGGCGGAUGGGCAAGCUUAACACAAGGGAUUUUACUGUAGGGCAAAAUGUCUGACUUGUGACUGACAAGAAAUUAUGCUAAUGGUUGGGAAAGGGGGUUGGUAUGAAAGAUGAUUCCUGUCAGACAUGCAGCUAAUGCCUCUGCCACAAAAAAAAGCAUCUCUGGGUUUCAGAACGUCUUGCAAGUGGAAGUGGGAUUCCGGGGGACAGGGGGGA
Anguilla rostrata (American eel) is the source of this 7387-nucleotide messenger RNA. RefSeq names its product desmoglein-2.1-like. The record is from RefSeq and is a predicted model, not a curated record. Bases 602 to 6919 code for a protein of 2105 amino acids. Gene Ontology annotation, cellular component: adherens junction; catenin complex; plasma membrane. Gene Ontology annotation, molecular function: cadherin binding; calcium ion binding. Lineage: Eukaryota; Metazoa; Chordata; Actinopteri; Anguilliformes; Anguillidae. The transcript is spliced from 14 exons. Gene Ontology annotation, biological process: multicellular organism development; calcium-dependent cell-cell adhesion; cell-cell junction assembly.